ACCCCUUAAACAAUUAACCCCGCAAUAACUUCCUGUAAACUGAACUCUUUGCUCAAAACGUAGAUGUACAGUGCCAGUGUAAUACGAUGCACUACAAGGACUGAAUUCGUAGAUGUCCAGCCAUGGCUUCAACCAGGACGUUCCUGCAGGUCUUUGUAACUUCGUGCUGCAUCGUGAUAUCGUACUCUUUCUUGUCCGCGUUGUACUCUUGCCCCAGUUUGCACCUCUGCAGCUGCUCGUCCAACACCAUAGAAUGCGUGUGCCCAAUGGGCAACGAGAGACUCGAAUUCUCCAUCGUCGUGGACCCAGACGUCCGAGUUAUCACGGUCCACAACUGCGGUAAUGUCACUCUGCCUUUCUACAUGCUUGCUAACCACGAACUUGAAGAACUCAGGUUCACUAACGUUGCGGAGCUCCACGUGAACACUUUGGCGUUCGCCGGUACGAUACGGCUGGACUUCCUCUACCUAAGGAAUGUCGCUAACUUGGUCUUGCACAAGCACUCCUUCUUCGGCCUCAGCAAUGUGACGUCGAUCGAAUUUCGCAACGUCAGCGUCCAGCACAUCGGAACCGCGACCUUCGCUGGAUACACCAACGUGAACGAAUUUGUGAUUCGUGAUUCGCGUAUUGGAUUAAUAGAAGGAUUCGGUUUCACGUUAGCGAAUAUCAGUAUUUUCCGCGUGAUCAACACCAGAGUGGAAAACCUUCAGAACGCGUCUAUCUGGGUGAGUGGAAUCGACAUCGUAGAGUUCGACAACGAUACAUUUCUGUACACAGACGAUAGCGCCUUCGCACUCACGGAUAUCGUGAGCUUCAACAUAACCAACUGUCACUUCGCUCACGUGCAUUCUGAGAUGAUCGUUGGAAAAGGCGUCGACCAGUUUGCCUUCGAGAUGAACAACGUCGAGAUGAUCGGCGAGAACGCCUUCUGGAAUCUCGUGGCGAGAUCGAGGGUCAGGAUCGCCGACAACAAGUUUUCCAGCACCGAGAAAGACUCGCUCAGCGUCUUCAGCAGUCCUGGAUUGCGGAUCGAGUUCUUCAACAACAGCUUUGCUUGUGAUUGCCAGAUAUUCUGGCUAUGGGAGAAGAUGGGAUACCAUAGGUACACGGAUCUCUUUAAAUCUGGAUACUGCUUCGUACCCGAAGAGUUGAAAGGUGUACCUCUCGCCAAUGUUACGCCCGUGUAUGUGGAAGAGACUGAAACCUGUACUGGCUUUGUUCGUGCUACAGAGAGCGUGCCGACGAAGAAACCGGCGAUACAGCGCGCAGUGAAACAGGAUGCUGUGAGAAUGUCUCGCGCGGUGACUCUUCAAAAUGAUCCAGGGUUAUCUUGGUACAUUGCAGUAUUGGUGUCCUUGUACUAUCGGCGGUAUCUCUGACGCAACUGUUGCUGCGUCGUUUGUCAAGAAUGACGCCACGCGACUGAAAGAGGCGGAUCCUGCGAAAAUGUGAGAACGGUCUGCUCAACGACAAACUCGGCUGGAAGUCCGUACGACAGGCAAUGGAUGUAGCUUUGGAUCUUGGCAGGUUUUGAUACGUAAACAUGUGAGGAACAAAAAGCGCAGGUGUAGGAUUGCUUUGUGCACGUCUCGUACGUGGCGCGAUAGGACGUGCCACAGACACUAGAUGGGUCCUCCUGUUACAAAAACGCGCAUGUCAUCUGAUGCCACUGAUAAAUGUGUGCCUACAACACUGAUUGCAACCAAAGGCACCAACAUGUUCCUUGUACUUGUCUCAAUGUUGGCAAAAAUGACCUUUGAUAUCAAGCAAUGCAAGUCUUUGUGUUUGAUUUUUCGUCCUUCUCAAACGGUGCUGCAAUGCCUUAGUGCAACUGUUGUGUUUGUUUCUUGCUGGAGUGUUGCCCAUUCAUGCAAUACUGUCUCUUUGUUAUUACGUUAUUAGCCGUAUCUAGAAUCUCCUUUGUUAAUGGAUAGAUGGAGGGAGGGAUUGUGGAUAGUUCCUGCCUAUUGCAAGGUUCCUAGACACUUCCGAUGUUGCUCCUGUCUCUUAACGUAAGACAGCUUAUGCCUAAGCAGGAGCUCCGCAAGCGUUGGAACGGGGAAAUCCACGCCUCACUUCAUCGGACAUCACAUUCACGACAGAACCGUGAUGUCAAAAAUGGCGUACCCAUCACGGAUGUUGAGCAGUGUACUUCGUCCAGCCUAAAACCUACACAUUAAUGUUGAUACCGCAUGCUCAACGCACGACCGCGAAAUGCGUUUAUUGUUAGUUCCUGUCUAGUUUUUACACGGCUGCGGGCUCUCAAAUGAAGAAAUAAAGUUUGUGGAUCUCA
Ornithodoros turicata is the source of this 2293-nucleotide messenger RNA. Its product is annotated as leucine-rich repeats and immunoglobulin-like domains protein 1. NCBI's taxonomy places the organism in Eukaryota, Metazoa, Arthropoda, Arachnida, Ixodida, Argasidae. Bases 123 to 1379 code for a protein of 418 amino acids. The record is from RefSeq and is a predicted model, not a curated record. The transcript has a single exon.